AUGAUUCGGCUGCUUCAUGUCUCGGCUGUCGUCCAUUUUUGGCUCUUGUCCGCAUCUCACACCCUUUCAUUUGACCCAAGAACAAAAGCAAGGAUAAACGGCGACUUGCCUUCUGCCUCCAAAAAUGAUGGAGGCGCGUCUCGACGCUACUCGAGCAGCAGCACCAAAGCCCGCAAGGAGGAAGACAAGCAGUUCGGAAUCGGGCUCGAGGAUGACAAAUUUUCCCAAACUGCUUCGGAAAACCCGGAGAUAUUUUCGGAGCAGACCUGCAUGACCGCGGAGGAGGCCUCUGCCGCAGUGAACCGCUUCUCGAAGCUUCUCCAGUUCCGUACUGUCAGCUCGCCGACCGUCCAGCACCACGUGUUGGAGCCGGGGGAGUUCCGGAGGCUGCAUGAGUGGGUCGCGGGCGCGUAUCCCGAGGUGUGGAAGGCCAUGAAGGUGGAGGAGGUGGGCUCCGGAAACCUGAGCUUCCUGCUGACGUGGGAAGGCGAUGGCGGCAGCAGCAGCAGCAGCAGCAGCGGCAGGGGGGAUUCGCAGUCGUCGCUGCCGGUGCUGUUCCUCUCGCAUCUUGAUGUCGUACCGGUGGCGAACGAGACCCUGGCUAACUGGACGUACGGCCCAUUCAGCGGGGCCGUGGAGGGGGGUUUCGUGUGGGGCCGGGGAGCAUUGGACGAUAAGGUGGGCGUGUCGGCGCUCCUGGAGGCGGCCACGCUGCUCCUCCGGGGGGGUUGGCGACCUCAGCGCACUGUGUACUUCGCAUUCGGGCACGACGAGGAGGUUGGCGGGGAGCUGGGCGCGGCUCGCAUAGCGGACCUCCUGGCGGAACGCGGCGUCAUGGUAGAUAUGGUGUACGACGAGGGUGGAUCCAUUGCAUCCGAUGGAUUCCGGCCGUACAGCUCCCGGCCCCUCGCGCUCAUCGGAACUGCGGAAAAGGGCUUUGCAACCGUUAAUGCGCUCAUCUCUGUCGCAGGCGGCCACUCCUCCCUUCCGCCCUUGGACGGCAGCAGCGCCGCCGCCGUCGCCGCGCGCCUCGUCACCUUCAUAGACCGCCGGCCCCCGCCCGCGACCCUCGUGGAGCCGGUCACCACCCUCCUAGCCGCCACAGCGCCCGCAGUUCGCAACACGGCUGCGGUUACCUGGUUGUACCUGGGGUUCGCCGAGAACGUGUUGCCCCCGGCAGCCACCGUACGGAUCAACUUCCGCUUGCUGCCGGGCAGCAACAUCUCCACGGUCCUGGAGUACUUGAGGGCGGCGGCGGGCAGGGACCUUCCGCACGUGACAUUCGAGCUCGAUGGCGGCCAGAACGCGAGCCUAGCUACGGCGGUCACCUCCGCCACGAGCCCGUACUUCCAGAUGCUCAAGACGGCGCUGCAGGAGGUAUACCGGCUGGCUGACAGCACCGAACCCUUGGACGUGGCGCCCACGCUCAUGGCUGGAGGGACGGACUCCAAGCACUACCUGUCCAUCAGCCGAGGAGGCGCGCUGCGUCAGACGCCUGUAUCGCUCAACCGAACAGCAGGCGAUGGCCACCGAGUUCACGGCCUUAAUGAGCGGGUGUCGGUGGGGGACUUUGGCCGGGCGGUCUGCGUUAUGAGGCGACUGUUGCAGCUGGCGGGCCAGCUGCCGCCAGAUUCCGGUUCAAAAGCCCCUGCGCGGUAA
Volvox carteri f. nagariensis is the source of this 1659-nucleotide messenger RNA. RefSeq lists its product as uncharacterized. Gene Ontology annotation, molecular function: hydrolase activity. Lineage: Eukaryota; Viridiplantae; Chlorophyta; Chlorophyceae; Chlamydomonadales; Volvocaceae. The transcript is spliced from 11 exons. The record is from RefSeq and is a predicted model, not a curated record. Bases 1 to 1659 code for a protein of 552 amino acids.